UCUGCAUAUGGAUGGCAAAGAUUAGAAGGAACAUUGUCCCAACACUGACCUUGUAUUAUGAAACCACAGAUUGUUUUGUCCACUUUAACUUUUGUCUCCACUUGAUGAGCUGGUAGUUCAGUGUACUGUACAUAAGUUACGUAGGCCUGGAGAUAAGGUUGUUUAGAUUGUCAGACACUACCAACUUAGCAACCAGCCUACCUUGCCUGGACUCUCUACUAGUCAUAGCGCAUGCUAGCAACACCUAGGGCUGGGCUUAGUGACGCUUUGAGGCAAAGUGUAGCAACAAUUAAGAAAGGAGUAACAAUUUCAAGCUAAGCAACAGUAACCGUGAUCUAUACACAUUGCAAGAGAUUACAAUAAGAAAGAAAUAGCAAAGAAAGCUGUGCUUGGGAUAUCUAGGUUGCCCUUAGUAAUUGAUUUAAGCCUGGGAGCUUUUUUUAAUAUGGCUUCUACUCUCCCCUGCUCAUUUUGAUGAGACUUUUUUUGGAAUUCUUCAAAGAUCUUGAAGGACAAAAAAACCUGAUAUUUUGCCGUGUAAUCCAUAUCUAACCAACCUAUUACUCUGGAAAUUUGCCAUGACAGACUCUUCCAUGGUAGAUCACAUGACCCGAAUGAAACUCAAACUCUUGAAAAAGAAACUAGAAAACGAACGUGAGACCCUGGAGAACAUCGAGUCACCCCUCUCCACAACAAGGGGCAACAGAGCCGAUCGGAUUCCUCUUUCAGGGACUAGCGAUGGACAUGAGAAUGCACUGCAGAAUGCGCUGAAACGAAGGAAAGACCUCCUGCAGAAGCUGAGGAAGGAAAGGAAUCGCCCGUAUCGCCCCAUUUCCCCAACCUUCAGACUGGCUGAGGAGCUACUGUGGGAGCAGCACCUUCUGGAAGAAUUCUCACAGCCUUAUAUCUUGUCAAGAGAGCCCAGAAAGAGCUACAGGCCAGCACCAGGACCAGCUUACCUGCCUUCUGCUCUGGCUCCUGCACCAGAGCCACCUAGGAUCAUCCAGCACACAAUGCCUCAGCAACCUGCAACCAUCAUCCAACAGUUACCUCCACAGGCACCUCUCAUCACACAGAUCCCACCUCCACAGCCCCUCACAGCCCCCCGCUCUGGAAGUAUUAAGGAAGACAUGGUGGAGAUGAUGCUGAUGCAGAAUGCCCAGAUGCACCAGAUUGUUAUGCAGAACAUGAUGCUGAAAGCUCUGCCUCCGAUGGCAUUCUCGCAGCCCACUGGGACCGGGCCUCCCCUGCUGCAGUAUACCCAGCAGCCCCAGUUUGCUGCUCCAGUCAUGGUGAAAGCAGAAAAACCCAGGCCAUCAGCGGUACAUCAUCACCACUAUUACCCUUUGCCGGGAUUGCAGGCCCUUCCUUCUCAGCUGCCCAUAGCUGGCUGCUCUGCGUGGCCCCCUGUGAUGCCAUCCAGCCUUGGGGGAGAGCCUGGAGGAUUCCCAUCUGCUGUGCAUCACACGACCGGCCCCACUAGCAUAUUCUCAGCAAUGAACAGAUAACUAGUGAGCGGACAUGGACUUUGACCAGGACCCGUGCACAUGGAGCAUAGCAUCGCUGGACGUGACUUGCUUCAGAGUUCCUAAAAGAUUUGGGCUGACUGGAGUCUACUGUAAAUAGUUAUGUGCCAUUAGUGGAGCUGAUAACCCAGGGAGGGAUGGCAAGAGUGUGUAAUAGAUCAUGGACAUGCAAAAAACAUCUUGUUACAUCUUUUGGAUCUGGGCAGUUCGCAGAAACUUUGUGGCCCUGAGGCUGUUAUCAUUAAGAAGAGAAAUUGACCAUGGAGUCAACUAUUUCUUUGAUGUAGUCCUGGUGAUUUACAAAGAAUGUAAACUAAUUCCUGUUGCCUUGAACACAAGAGGACACACACAAUGAGAGACAGUUUCUGUACUCACAAUUCCAAAUCUCUUUUAGCCAACACUUACCCCUAAUACGCUUAGGGCCUGUCUACACUGCAGUCAGCCACAAUGGUUGCAGCAGGUGUAGAUACAACCAAACUGGCUUCGAUGUUACUGGGUCAAAUAACAAUAACAUGGAAGCCAGGGUAGAUGGCCUGGCUCCUAUGGCUUGAUUACCCAAGCCGUGGCUACAUGAGUUUGUCACACUCCCAGCUGCAACAUACACAACCUUAGCUUUUCCUGCCAGGGCCACUACCAGGACUAGGUGUCUGUGUCUGGCACUUGCUUUCUCUGUCUCCUUGGGGAAUGGAAAGUCCAGAGAAGCACUGAACAUAUCGUAUGAUUGUUGUGGGUGAUGGGUGCUGACUUCUUUUUUUUUCCACUGGGUGCUUAGCCCCAACUCUGCCCUGAGAACCUGUCCUCACUCUGGGCUUGUUCCUUUCAGCCCCUUCUCCUACACACCUCCCAUCUCUGUACAGCUGAUCCCUUUCCUGUGCCCAGCUCUGAAAGCAGAGGUGGAGGGGGCAGAAUUUCUUUUCUUCUGUCUGUCCAUUUUUGAGUCUUCAGUUCAAAAUUCACCACUGUAUCGUAAGGGUUGAUAAGAAAACAUGGCUCCUAUAUGAUACCACACGAACAGCAAGGUCAUCUGAGCACAGCCUGACAUAAUACCUGGUUCAUGCACUCGCCACCCCCACCCCCCCCAAGUACAAUGGCACCAAAUGUAAUUUGGUUCUGACGCUCAUUAACAUCAAUGAGAAUUGUUUUCUUCACAAGUGAUUUUUGCAGGAUUACGUGGGGCCCCCAUUCAUGCGUGGUGGCAUACCAGGGCACCACUCCACACCAGUUGGGACUGCACUAGACUGCAGUUCAGCACGCUCAAAUUGCUGUUUCCACAGUAAAGUGAUUCUUGUAUUCCAAAGCAUGCAUAAUAUUGCACCUGUAGGAAGAGGCUCUGGGCUGGGAUGGAAGGGUUGGGAGUGCUGGAGGGGGUUCCAGACUGAGGCAGGAGUGCCAUGUGUGGGAGGGUGAGAACUUGGGUUGUGUGUCGUAGUGGGGGGCUGUCUGCUCUAACCACGGGGUUCCCCUGCACUGUGAUGUGUGAUUUCCACUGACUCACCCACAUGUGUAUCGGCUCAGACACCUAGUCCCAGUCUGAGCAGAUAAGACUCUUCCCUAAGGGAGAGACGGCCACCUGGCUGGGGGGCAGGGCCUGGGAGCUAGUCAAUCUUAUCUGGAAAAACAAGGAGGGAAGAGACUAAGCUGAGUACUGGGGGUUGGGGGGGCUGGACCCCUACCCCAGGGGACUGAGGCUGCCUGCCCUGACUCCUGUAGCCACGUCACGUCUGUGCUGUGCUGUGCUGUGCUGUACCCUGGAGAAGCAAUAAACCCCCCUGUUCUUCUGGCUGGCGGAGACACAUCUUGCUGCUAUGGGGGUGCAGGAUGAGGGGGUCCCUGACGCCAUCGCAGGUUGAUGGUGCGGGCUCUGAGGAAGGGCCAGGAAU
Molecule: messenger RNA, 3406 nt
Organism: Pelodiscus sinensis (Chinese soft-shelled turtle)
Lineage: Eukaryota; Metazoa; Chordata; Testudines; Trionychidae
Source: RefSeq, a predicted model, not a curated record